AUGUUGACAUCGGUCGAGGGUCUCGAGAAGGCACUAUGUCCCUCGAAAUGUCGAUCAAGAAGUGCGGUCGGACAAAACAAUGGAGCGCAGCACUGCGGCUGCUCCGCGAAGCAAUUCAAUCAGGUGUGCAACUUGUCCCAGGUCACUACGUUGCCACUGUCAGCGCAUGCAGAAAAGGCAAGGAAUGGCAACACGCACUGUCGGUGCUCAGUGAGAUGUGGGAGGCGAAGGUGGAGCCCAACGUCAUCAGCUACAGCUGCUGGGAUCAGUGCGUGCGAGAAGGGCAAUCAGUGGCAGCGGGCUCUGGCGCUGCUGAGCGAGAUGCAGGAGGUGAAGCUGGAGUUCAACGUCAUCAGCUUCAACGCUGGGAUCCGCGCGUGCGGGAAGGGCGAGCAGUGGCAGCGGGCUUUGGCGAUGCUCGGCGAGAUGCGUGGGCUGAAGCUGGAUCCCAACGUCAUCAGCUUCCACGCUGGGAUCAGCGCGUGCGAGAGGGGCCAGCAGUGGCAGCGUGCUCUGGCGAUUUUCAACGAGAUGCGCGAGGCGAAGCUGGAGCCCGACGUCAUCAACUACAACGCUGGGAUCAGUGCGUGCGGCAACGGCGAGCAGUGGCCGCGGGCCCUGGCGUUGCUCAGCGAAAUGUGGGAGGCGAAGCUGGAGCCCGACGUCAUCAGCUACAUCGCUGGGAUCAGCGCUUGUGAGAGGGGCGAGGAGUGGCAGCGGGCUCUGGCGCUGCACAGCGAGAUGCUUGAGCUGAAGCUGGAGCCCGACGUCGCCAGCUUCAACGCUGGGAUCAGCGCGUGCGGGAAGGGCGAGCAGUGGCAGUGGGCUCUGGCGAUGUUGAGCGGGAUGCGGGAGGCGAAGCUGGAGCCCGACGUCAUCAGCUUUAGCGCGGGGAUCAGCGCGUGCGCGAAGGGCGAGCAGUGGCAGCGGACCCUGGCGCUGCUCAGCGAGAUGCGGGAGGCGAAGCUGGAGCUCAACAAAACCUUAUCCACUACGCAGCUGGUCUCGGCGCGUGCGAUAAGAGCGAGCGUGCCAUGCACGUGCUACUGUUGCUUAGCGGCUUGGUAG
This is a messenger RNA of Prorocentrum cordatum, 1068 nucleotides long. The record is from the annotation of a GenBank genome assembly. Lineage: Eukaryota; Dinophyceae; Prorocentrales; Prorocentraceae.